AGGGCCCGUGCGGGCCUUCGGGAGCUGGUGGCGAACGGUGCCAGAGGGAGGCUGAACUCUGUUUUAAUUUAAAACACCAGUGCAGAGCACCAGGGCCGUGCAGGGAGGCUCGGACCGGCGCUCCGAAGGGACAGGAUGUGGCCGCUGGCUCCUCCUGCCCUCAGGGAAACAUUAACUUGGAGCUCUGCUGUCGUUUGGGGUAGAGCAGAUUAGAAAGUACCUUGGCGGGCACAGCCUGCGGCUGAACAGGCUGCCACAAUGCAAAUCCCAGUUUUUACGGUUGAUGCCUUUACAAACCGGCCAUUUUCUGGAAAUCCUGCGGCAGUUUGUCUGCUUGAAAAUGAGUUGGAUGAAGCUUUGCACCAAAAAAUUGCAACAGAAAUGAACCUUUCAGAAACAGCUUUCAUCAGAAAGCUGCACCCUGGAGAUGACUUUAGCAAAAGUUGCUGCUUUGGGCUCAGGUGGUUCACCCCAACCAGUGAGGUUCCUCUCUGUGGUCACGCUACACUGGCAUCAGCUGCUGUGCUGUUCCACAUUCAAAAAAAUCCAAAUCCAGUUCUCACAUUUGUGACACUGAGCGGGGAAUUGAAAGCCAGACAAGUGAAAGAUCACAUUGUCCUGGACUUGCCACUUUAUACAGCCUACCCCCAGGUAGUUGAGGAAGUAGAAGAAUUAAUAAAGGUAAAAAGUGAAUCUAUAUGUUAUCUUCUUUAAGGAGCAUCUGUAAUAGCUCUACUUGUUUUUAUAUGUU
Messenger RNA from Empidonax traillii (willow flycatcher), 751 nucleotides. Its product is annotated as phenazine biosynthesis-like domain-containing protein. Gene Ontology annotation, biological process: biosynthetic process. Gene Ontology annotation, molecular function: isomerase activity. Gene Ontology annotation, cellular component: cytoplasm. NCBI's taxonomy places the organism in Eukaryota, Metazoa, Chordata, Aves, Passeriformes, Tyrannidae. The record is from RefSeq and is a predicted model, not a curated record. Bases 259 to 714 code for a protein of 151 amino acids. The transcript has 5 exons.